AUGUCGAUCAUCUGCGGCGUCCCCCUCCUCGAGUGCGUCUACUGCCUGGCCUGCGCACGCUGGGCCUGGAAGCGAUGCCUCCGCACCGCCGGCCACGACAGCGAGACCUGGGGCCUGGCUUCGGCCGACGAAUUCGAGCCGGCGCCCCGCCUCUGCCGCUACAUUCUUGCAGUCUACGAAGAUGACCUUGAGCGCCCAUUAUACGCUCCGCCAGGAGGAUAUGGUAUGAACCCUCAUUGGGUCGUCCGCCGCAAGAUGUACAAGGACACCCGCGGCCGCGUGCCGCCUUACUUGAUCUACCUUGAUCAUGACCAUGCGGAUAUAGUCCUCGCCAUUAGAGGCCUCAACAUGGCUCGGGAGAGUGAUUAUGCGGUGCUGUUGGAUAACAGGCUGGGGAAGAGGAAAUUUGAUGGUGGAUAUGUUCAUAAUGGGCUCCUCAGGGCCGCUGGUUGGGUCUUGGAUUCUGAAUGUGAUGUGUUGAAGGAAUUGAUGGAGAAGUAUCCAAGUUAUACUCUGACUUUUGCUGGGCAUUCAUUGGGGUCUGGUGUGGCAGCAAUGCUGGCUAUGGUGGUGGUGCAAAAUAGAGACAAGUUGGGAAAUGUGGAGAGAAAGAGGAUCAGGUGUUAUGCGAUUGCACCGGCAAGGUGUAUGUCGCUCAAUUUGGCGGUGAGGUAUGCGGAUGUGAUCAAUUCAGUUGUGCUUCAGGAUGAUUUCUUACCUCGAACAGCAACCCCUUUGGAAGACAUUUUCAAAUCACUCUUCUGUUUGCCAUGCCUACUAUGUGCAAGAUGCAUGAGAGACACGUGCAUACUAGAAGAGGCCAUGUUAAGAGAUCCAAGGAGGCUCUAUGCACCAGGUCGACUCUAUCACAUUGUUGAAAGAAGAUUGUGCAGGUGGGGAAGAUAUCCUCCAGUUGUUAGAACAGCAGUGCCAGUUGAUGGAAGAUUUGAGCACAUUGUUCUUUCGUGCAAUGCCACUUCUGAUCAUGCCAUACUUUGGAUUCAGCAAGAAGCCCAGAGGGCUUUAGACCUCAUGCUAGAUAAGGAAAAAAUAAUGGAGAUCCCUCCUAAGCAAAGGAUGGAGAGAAAAGAGACACUUAAACGAGAGCACAGUGAGGAGCACAAGGCAGCACUCCGGAGGGCUGUGACAUUGUCCAUUCCAGAUGCAUAUUCGCCAUCAGCUUAUGGGACAUUUGAUGAGAAGUCUACAGGAGCAUGGGAGGGCUCUACCACAUCUUCAUCAGACUCCAGGCAGAAGAUGAGUUGGGAUGAGCUGAUCGAGCAAGUAUUUGAAAAGAAUGAGGCUGGGCAUAUGGAAGUUCGGAGGUCAACCAUCACAGAUGGAUCUUAAUGUCAUCUUUUUGUUGUUCAUUAACCUUGUCAUUGCUUUUUCUGCCAAUUGAUUGUUGUUGUUGCUAUGUGAUUGGAUCUAUUACGGAAAUGUAGUUUUUGUCAACAACAUAAUAUCAGCAUCCAAUAUUCAUAAAUCUCAAACUCUGUCCUAGACAUACAAAGUGAAAGUUUGUGAUUGUUGUUGUUAUUAUAUUUCAGGAGAAUUGUUGGAAGUCA
This is a messenger RNA of Elaeis guineensis (African oil palm), 1568 nucleotides long. RefSeq lists its product as uncharacterized. The record is from RefSeq and is a predicted model, not a curated record. Lineage: Eukaryota; Viridiplantae; Streptophyta; Magnoliopsida; Arecales; Arecaceae. Gene Ontology annotation, biological process: lipid catabolic process.